AUGUCUCCAUCAGCUACAGAGGCCGCGGCGGCCAAGGUUAAGGAAAUCCAGGCCAAGGUAUUGCCCGCGAAUGAAUCUCAACCUGCGUCCGACCUGGCGUCUCAAGAUGAGGUGUUGCCCGAGGUCCGUACAGGACACAAGGAGCCGCUCAAGCCGUCCGGCGUUCUGGACCAGUUCGAGCACUUUGACGUGACGCCUAUCAUCGGCCGCGAGUAUCCGACAGUGGACCUCGAGGAGCUCAUGAGAGCCCCAAACUCUGACGAACUGAUUCGCGACCUGGCAAUCACAAUCUCACAACGCGGCGUCGUCUUCUUCCGCAAGCAGGACAACAUCGACAACGCCCUGCAGAAGGAGCUCGUCCAGCGACUCGGCGAGCUUUCGGGGAAGCCGUCGACCUCGAAGCUCCACAUACACCCCCUCAACAACUCCGGGAGGGGCGAGACCCGGGACGACGAGAUCAGCGUCAUUUCGUCGGCACAGUCAAAGAGGCUGGGCCUGAACCACUUCCUGAGCUAUGACAAGAAACAAACGCAAAAGGGGCAAUGGCACUCGGACAUCACGUUUGAGCCGGUGCCAAGCGAUUACUCUCUGCUGCGCCUCACGGAACUGCCAAAGACUGGAGGAGACACCCUCUGGGCCUCGGGCUACGAGUUAUACGACCGGGUAUCGAAGCCGCUGCAGGGUUUCCUCGAAACCCUGACGGCGACGUACGCACAGCCGGGCUUCAACGCGACGGCGAAGAAGAACGGGUUCUCGCUCUUCAGGGAGGCCCGCGGCGCGCCCGAGAACGUCGGCGAGCUCCUCGAGGCCGUCCACCCCGUCAUCCGCACCAACCCGGUGACUGGGUGGAAGAGCAUAUUCGCCGUGGGCCAGCACGUGUCCAGGAUCAACGGGCUGUCGGAGGACGAAUCGAGGCACUUCCUCGACUGGUUCGUACAGCUGAUCGUCGAGAACCACGACCUGCAGGUGCGGAACCGCUGGCAGAACGUGAACGACAUCGCCAUCUGGGACAACCGCUCAGUGUACCAUGCAGCGACGCCGGACUACCUGAACGAGGACCUGGGCGAGAGGAAAGGGUCGCGCGCGGUGAGCAUCGGGGAGAGACCAUACUUUGACCCCCAGAGCCGGAGCAGACGGGAGGCCUUGCGGGCCGAGGCCAUUGCCAGCCUGAAGUCAGGCUCGAGCUGA
Molecule: messenger RNA, 1188 nt
Organism: Colletotrichum graminicola M1.001
Lineage: Eukaryota; Fungi; Ascomycota; Sordariomycetes; Glomerellales; Glomerellaceae
Product: TfdA family Taurine catabolism dioxygenase TauD
Exons: 3
Coding region: 1-1188 (395 amino acids)
Cellular component (GO): cytoplasm
Molecular function (GO): 2-oxoglutarate-dependent dioxygenase activity
Source: RefSeq, a predicted model, not a curated record